AUGCCAUCGUUGCCUUCGUACCAGGAGGCCACAACUCGUGCUGACUGGCUACAAGUUGCUUCCCCAUAUAUUCACACUUCUGACUACCAUGCCCUCUGCCUGGUCAAUCGCCACUUUUGGAAUCUAUUCGCGCCUCUCUUGUGGAUAGACAUCUUAGCCACUGUUCGCCGACGUGGACUAAAGCCGGAUGAUGAUCUCUCAUGGUGGUUCGACUUCACGUUCGUCAAGCUCGGAGAUGUCCGCUUAUCCACCCGCGGCCUGGUCCGCGUCCUCGACCUACGUGAUUUCGCCACAGAAAGUUACCAGUUUGCUACGGACGAAAACGCCCGCUUUCUCCGUAGUCUGCAUAUGGCCUUGAAGCUCCUACCUCGAGUGAAUGCUCUUUUGCUUGACCACCAUAUAGAGAUUGACCCAAACUCUCUUGUCAGCCUUACAAAGACACAUUCUUCUCCCUUGCUACUCAGCAUCUCGCAUUGCUCCACACAGCUCCCUGGUACCUUUUUCACCUCGCCCUCCUUGCAGAAGCUUGUGUAUCUCGAUGUAUCCAAUCUGCCCGGUUCGGUAGCACCACUUCUUCAGCCCUUGCUUCUGCCGGAUCUGCGCAUAUUGAAGCUCGCUGGCCGCGAACUGGACGAUGCCACCUUUAUUGGGCUAGCUGAACUCUACAAGCUGCGGCUUUGGAGCCUAGAUCUAAGCCAUAACAGGCUCACGGACUGUAUUCUGCAGACCUUGGCAGAGCGCUGCUUCCCCCCCUCGUCCCUGCGGUCGCCUGACCAUUUCCAAGUAGAGGGCAAGCUGUCAGCUUCAAAUCACGGUACCAUUACUUAUGGCGCAUUUGAGUUUAUUGAGGAGUCUCAGUUCAGUGGUAGCUUUAGCAGUCCAGAGCGAUAUCACUUAGACGCCCCAACAUACGAUGCGCAGCCGUACUUUUUACAUGGCCAAAGACAAGUCUUUCGCUCCGAUGGACGAGGCACCUUGCGUUCGGAUUCCGCAGACGGAGCAACACACAUCCUAUCGCAUCAAACCACACACUAUGAUGUCGAAGACCCAUACCGUAAUUCUCGAGGCAUCACCCACCUGGAUGUUUCAUACAACCAAAUCUCGGGGAGCGGCGUUGAGAAAUUGCUCCGGAUAUCCAACGGCCAGAUAGAGCACUUUGCAUGCGAUUCUAUGCCUUUAGUGCAACCUCGAAGCCCUGCUCAGCAGCUCUGGCCGAGUGAUACAUCGCUGCAUGGCAUUGUAGGACUAGCACAUGUCUUUCGACCUGUGUAUUCCUCCAAUCUACGGUCCCUACGAAUACACCAUUCGCUUGUCACUAAUGUUCCUACUCUAACUGUCGAUGGGCUAUCUUCCUUGGCCAGGUUGCAUGUUGCCGAAACAUCGAUACGGUUUCGAAUUGACAAGGCUUAUCCUCAGCGGUAUGUGCCGGACAUGAACCCGCGUCUCUCCUCACUCACAUUGACGUGUGUGCCUCGACGAUCGUCUGGACCUCUGAUUGAGCGCCUGCUGGGUUUCCUUAAACUACUGUCCCUGCAGGAGAGACAUAUUUCAGAUGCAAGCCACUCUAGCCAGGCAGCAUCGUGGCACUGGCCCGGUAUGCUGAAAGGUCUAAGACAUCUCCGUCUGGAGUUUGGUCCCGACUGUCCUGGCAAAGACACUACUGCGGCUGAGGAUGUGGAUGCUGGACACCUGAUGAGCAGCGGGGAGAGGGGCUUCAGCUUCUUUGAGGGUGAGAGCCAUCACUCUGCGCGUUCAUCGGACACGAAGUCUCGCGUUGCUCGCCGGCUACGCUCUGACAGUGCAAGCGCUACAGAUGUCAGUGCAGGGCAAGAUAACGAGCUGGAAAAAGCCAAACGAGACAAGGCAGAGUUUAUUCAUUAUCAGGAUGAGUGGAAUGGAUGUGGCUUUGAGCUGCAGGUGUGGGCUGGCCCGGCGCAUCCGCACAGCAAUCCCAUCAUCAACGACUAUCGCCGACUUGUACUAAAUCAUCGCAACUUAUGUGCCAGUGUAGGUCCAGCUUCCCCGGCUCAAGUUCUUGCAGGCGUGCCUGAAAAGUCAUACGUUUUCCACACUGCGUGGCGGGCAGCUCUCAUGCCGCCAGGUGAGCUGGCUACCCCCGCGCCGCAAGACUUGGCGGGAAUGCGCGAUGUUCUCGGCGCCUUAAAACAGCACCGUGCCGCAGGACGCUCAUGCUACCAGGAUCUGCAAGGCAGCCAAAAGCAUGCCACUUUAGGCGUUCCACUCGGUGCGCCGCAUUUCUAUUGGACGGGCUGCCUAGAAGUAUCGACCAAGCAAUAA
Beauveria bassiana ARSEF 2860 is the source of this 2298-nucleotide messenger RNA. Its product is annotated as Leucine Rich Repeat domain protein. Gene Ontology annotation, molecular function: protein binding. The record is from RefSeq and is a predicted model, not a curated record. The transcript is spliced from 2 exons. NCBI's taxonomy places the organism in Eukaryota, Fungi, Ascomycota, Sordariomycetes, Hypocreales, Cordycipitaceae. The coding region runs from base 1 to 2298 and encodes 765 amino acids.